AGUUUACAAAAACCAAUCAAGGUGCUCAAUCAGUUUUAAGAUCAAGUAGCAAAAGAUUAUCAAAGGGUUUGCUUUACUGUUUCGCAAUCGACCGUAAUGAACUCCAGGCUUGUGGUUGUUUCGGUUCUCUUGAUGAUGAUGGUUUCCCUUCUUGCUUUCAGUCCUGUUGAGGCUGAUGGAGUAGUGGUGAACAACAAUGCACAACAUGCUUCACUCCUUGAUAAAAUUGACUGCGGUGGAGCGUGCACUGCGAGGUGUCGUUUAUCAUCUCGGCCUCGGCUGUGCAAGAGGGCAUGCGGGACUUGCUGCCAGCGUUGUAGCUGCGUCCCUCCCGGCACGGCUGGAAACUACGACGUCUGCCCCUGUUACGCUAGCCUCACCACCCACGGCGGCAGACGCAAGUGUCCUUAGUAACAACAUUAAAACUACUUCAAGCAAGCUUAGCUAUCUCGCUAGCUAGCUUGGUUAUAUAUGUGCCGGAGCUACAGAGUGAAUAAAAAUGCAUAUAUAGGUUUAACUUAUCCAAUAAAAAUGGCUACUGCUUGUAGCCUUGUAAUUUCUGCUUCAUAUUGUACGUCAAUCUGGUGUUUAUGACUUUAUGGACAUGGAGUAAUUAAUCAACA
Messenger RNA from Rosa chinensis, 623 nucleotides. RefSeq names its product gibberellin-regulated protein 1. The transcript is spliced from 3 exons. Bases 97 to 411 code for a protein of 104 amino acids. NCBI's taxonomy places the organism in Eukaryota, Viridiplantae, Streptophyta, Magnoliopsida, Rosales, Rosaceae. The record is from RefSeq and is a predicted model, not a curated record.